AAAUAGAAUGGUAUAUAUACGUGGUUUAUAAAAAAUAGUUACUUAUUCUAAAAGUAUAAACUUUAUUUCCGUGUUAUAUUUAAAAAACUCAAAUAUGAAGUUUAUUUUCUUGUUUUUGAUUGCCGCUGUGAACAUAAGAUUUCCUAGUGCCAGAUCUCAAGACAGCGUAGUCAGAGUUUGGCCAUCCGACGACUUCAACAAAUAUGAUUGUUUCAAAUCCCACGAGACUUGCCGUCCCUGGCCUCUAGGUGACUCUCUAGGCGACUUUGUAGUUUGGACAUGGGACAUAAACCAGCGUCGUUGUGUAUCAGUUAUUGGUCAUAAACGUUGCACUCCUACCAAAAAUUGCUUUGUGAGUAAAGUAAAAUGUAUAGUGACAGCAUACAAAAUAUGUAGAUUUUUGUAGACGAAUAAGAAAUUAAAUAAAUUCCUAAAAGUAUAA
This is a messenger RNA of Diabrotica virgifera virgifera (western corn rootworm), 442 nucleotides long. RefSeq lists its product as uncharacterized. Bases 95 to 406 code for a protein of 103 amino acids. The transcript has 2 exons. The record is from RefSeq and is a predicted model, not a curated record. Lineage: Eukaryota; Metazoa; Arthropoda; Insecta; Coleoptera; Chrysomelidae.